Molecule: messenger RNA, 2535 nt
Organism: Dermatophagoides pteronyssinus (European house dust mite)
Lineage: Eukaryota; Metazoa; Arthropoda; Arachnida; Sarcoptiformes; Pyroglyphidae
Product: fatty acid CoA ligase Acsl3-like
Biological process (GO): long-chain fatty-acyl-CoA metabolic process; neuron differentiation; long-chain fatty acid metabolic process
Cellular component (GO): lipid droplet; endoplasmic reticulum; plasma membrane
Molecular function (GO): palmitoyl-CoA ligase activity
Source: RefSeq, a predicted model, not a curated record
AUUCACAUUACUUCUACAUUUCGUUGAUGCAAUAUAUCUUCUACAAUCAUCAUUAUUCGAAUAAGUGAAAUAAAAUUCUAACCAUAACUUUUACAAACAACGAAAAAGAAGGGGAAGAAAAAAAGUACAUUCGUUACCGACGUUGAAUUAUAUCAGAAUCGUUUGUCGUUUUUUUCUGAAAUCAAUAAAUAAUUAACAAAGAAUAUCGAUACUUCAAAUGUACAAGUGAUAAAUUAAGUAAUAACACUUGAAGAAAAUAAUAAUUUGAUCAUCAAUUGAUCAACAACAGCAAAAAAACAUCUUCCGGAUUCAAGAUGAUGUCGAAAAUUCUUAUGAAUAUAACAUUAUUUCAUACAAAAUUGCUUGUAAAUACAUAUACAGCAUUGACUUUACCAUUCUAUGCUAUUUAUCAACGACCAUGGCAACGACUUAAACUUUCUAAUAAAAUACAAGCUCAAUUGAUAUCGAAAACACCUGGUUCGGUUGUAUGGACUCGUAAAGGACCACCUGGUACUAAAGCUGUGUUACAAUGUUCUACAUAUUUAGAAGCAAUGAAAUUUUUGGAUCGUUCACGUUUAUCAGUCGGUGUUCGGGAAAUUUUGGAUGAAAAAAUCUCAUUCGACGAAGAAGGUUUACCAAUCACAAUUGAUGGCAAAAUUUUGAAAAGAAUUGUUCUUGAUGAUCAAUAUAAAUGGAUGACUGUUGGUGAAGUAUUGGAUCGUGUGGAAAAUAUUGCCAAAGGUUUACAUAGUUUUGGCGUACAAAAAGGUGAUAAUGUUGUUAUCUAUGCUGAAACGUCACCCGAUUGGUUUUUCACUUCCAUGGCUUUGGCCAAAUUAAGUGCUGUAACAGUAACAUUGUUUGCCAAUCUUGGUGAUUCUGGUGUUAUUUAUGGUAUCAAUCAAACAAAAGCAAAAUAUGUGAUCACAACGGAAGAAUUGAAAGAAAAAAUGCUCACUUAUACGGAUCGAAUACCUAAUGUUGAGCAUAUUAUCUAUUACCCACGGCCUAAAAAUGCUCCACCUCUUCCACGUGUCGAAGACAUUAAAAUACCGGCAAGAAUAAAAGUUACGCCUUUUAAUGAUAUGACUGAAAAAGGUGCCAAAAUGGCUCCUAUCGAAUUUAAAUUACCCGAUCCAGAAGAUUUAGUGUUAAUAAUGUAUACCUCAGGAACGACCAGUCUUCCAAAAGCUGUGAUGAUCAAUCAUCGAAUGUUACUGUCCAGUAUACAAAGUAUCACUACCUUUUUUGAACAUAUAGAUGUCAACGUGGACGAAAUGACGAUGGCAUCAUUUCUUCCUUUAAGUCAUAUUUAUGGUUAUGUAUUCAAUAUCCUUUUAUUUCUCAAUGGAACAAAAAUUGGUUUUGCCACACCAUUUACAUUAUUAAAUUCAUCGCCAGCUCAUGUACCCGGACAAAUAGGUGAUUUGAGGCUAAUCAAACCGGAUUUUUUUGUUGUCGUGCCGUUAAUAUUGGAAAGAUUUCAGAAAGAAAUUUAUGCUCAACUAAAUCGUGGUGGAUUUCUAGCAGCACCAUUGUUUACAUAUUUUAUGGAGUAUAAAAAUCGUUGGAUCGAUCGGGGAUUCCAGACACCCAUUCUUGAUAAACUAGUUUGUCAAAAAAUUAAAGAAGAAUUUGGAGGCAAAAUCAGUAUGAUCGGUGUAGGUGGUGCGGCAUUACACACAUCGAUUGAAAAAUUUAGCAGAGCUGCUUUAAAUAUUCACAUGACCAAUGGUUUUGGUUGUACCGAAACAUGUGGCGGUGUUUACGUAAAAUCACCAUGGGAUCUAACACUUGGUACAGUUGGUGUUCCAUCUGAUAUGGUUUAUGGUAAAUUAGUGGAUUGGGAAGAAGGCGGUUACACAACACAGGAUAAACCUAAUCAACGAGGAGAAAUUGUCAUUGGUGGUGAUAUGGUUGCUUCCGGUUAUUUUCAAAUGCCAGAAGAAACAAAAGAAAGUUUUUAUCGUGAUGAAAAUGGUAUACAGUGGUUUUAUACGGGGGAUAUUGGUGAAAUUGAUCCGAACACUGGACGAUUGAAAAUUAUUGAUCGGAAAAAGGAUCUGGCAAAAUUGGCCAAUGGUGAAUACGUGUCUCUUGGAAAGAUCGAGACCGGAUUACGUUCAUCACGUUAUGUGGAAAACAUUUGCAUUUGUACAGAAAUGUUUUCUAACGAUUUAGUCGCAUUAAUUACACCAAAUCGUAAAAUUGUUAAAGAAUUAGCAAAAAGUUUGAACAAAAAUCAAUUAAGUCACCCUGAACGAUGUCAAGAUGAAGAAAUUAUAACCAUUGUACAUGCAUCGAUAAAAGAAACGGGACAAAGAGCUGGUUUAAAAUCGAAAGAGAUUCCUACUAGAAUUCAUCUUUGUUCAGAAGAAUGGACACCAGAUAAUCAUUUAUUGACAGCUGCAUUCAAAUUAAAACGUAAAAAUGUUUAUCAAUUCUAUGAUAAGGAAAUACGUCAAAUGUUCAAUUCGAUUGCCAGCAAAUAAGAAUAUAUUCGUAUUGAAAACUAUUAAAAUCUUUUGACAAACA